This is a messenger RNA of Megalopta genalis, 2431 nucleotides long. RefSeq lists its product as uncharacterized. Lineage: Eukaryota; Metazoa; Arthropoda; Insecta; Hymenoptera; Halictidae. The record is from RefSeq and is a predicted model, not a curated record.
UUAUCGAGCGACCCGGUGACCUCUUGUCGAGCAAUUGAUUAUUUUAGGAGAGGCAGUUGGAAUAUGCCGUUUGCAGGAAGACCGAGCACGUAGUCCGCUAUGGGGAGUCGUUCGGACAGCAUAAAGGAUCCGAUCUAUUAUCCUUCGAUGCAGGAGAUCACUGCAAUGACGGAAGCGUCGGGAACGACAACGGGGACGGCGGCGGAAACAACGUCGGCGACGGUGACGGAGGGUAGCGAGAGAAGCAGAGGAUCCGCGGGUAGCCAAGAUCUCGGCCUCGAGGAAGGCAACUCGCUAAAAGUACCGCGGAAGUUUAUUACGAAUUGGCGGCAGGCUUGCGACCGCACUCGCGACAGAACCAAGGAUCUGUUGAAAAGGUGGCGAACGGUGUCAAGCAACGUGGACGAGACGAUAGUUGGCCCACCAGUUCCUAAUAAGCAAUUGGAUCACCCAGGCUGGAGCGUACACGUUUGGACUACCUGGGUAAGCAGAUUUCCAAGCGACGAGAACCUAGCAGCGAUAGAAGAGUCCGGAGCCGCGAAGGGAGGAAAUCUAAAGGACCUGGCGGCUAUUCAACGGGACAAAUUCAGUCACUUCUUCGCGUACUUGUUGGACCACGACCAGGACGGUUUCGUGAACAGAAAAGACUUUCGUAUGCUCUCGGAGCGACUGAGAAGAUUCGCGGAUUGGUCGUGGAACGGGCCGGAGUACUUGCGACUAAUGGAAGCCGAGCAGGGUUUGGCGGAGCUGAUUCUUCAAGAGAAACACUACGACGCGAGCGAGGACGGCAAGAAGAUCAGCUUGGACGAGUGGCUGCGUUGGUGGGCCAAAGUCGUCGCCCCGACCGGCGGCACCUCUUACAACGACAUCCCGUUUUGGCUGAAAAUUCUGCCGAGAAUAUUUUUCCUCGCCAUCAACAGCUCGUCGAGCGGAAUCAUUUCCAAGACAGAGCUCGGCUCGUUCUACGGAUCCGUUGUCGGCCUCGACUCGAACAGAAUCGCCAAGAGUCUGGAUAUCGCGUACAAUACCAUGACAUCGAACGGAGAUCAUCCUCUGGGUUGGCCGCAGUAUCAGCUCGUGUUCGCCAAUUUUCUGUUCGGUCGAGGUCCAUUCGGUCCUGGAGAACAUUUCCUCGGUUUGACGGACUCCUGCAUAAUCCGCGGCAAUAACGCGCCGUUCCCAAUCGAUUACGCCGCGAUGAACACGCCGAAGGACAAGCUGGAAGUGUACAGUCCACACUGCAGAAGCGCGCGACGCAGCGUCGUCGUUUGACUCGAGAAACUAACGAUACUUAAAAAUACAUGUGUUGUGCAGGAAUAAAGGCGUCCUAGCUCCUGUCGUCUUGGACGUUCGAAGCUCGAUACGUGGCAGACCUUCGUCCAGCGGCUUAGUACAUCCGUGUACGUUCCUCGGCAACGAACAUGACAGAAGAGAAGAUUUAUAAUAGAUCUCGCUUAAAAAAAAAAAAAAGAAAGAGACGUCCACCGUCACGAUGUUGUUUCUUUUUUAUUUCCUGUAUCGCGUGUACCACCUCGGAAAAACCGAUGGCAUCGCAACCUCUGUCGGAACGACGACGACCGUUUGUGCUUUGGACUUGUCCCGAACGGUUGCGAACGGUUGCGAACGGUUGCGAUGAUGGACGACGAAUCGACGGAGACUUUAUAAAUGCACUGUCUGCUGCAGAGUUGCCCGUGCAUAGACUCUGAAGUCGGGGAUCCUAGAGGGGCAAACCUCUGGAGCCUAGAGGCAAGGCCGUUUUCGCCCACACCGCCAGGACGAAAGAUUCGAUCUCGCAUUCGUUCGUGUCCCUUUGGAUACGGAAUAGACCCUCUUCGCCCCAUUGACGACCCCACGAGUUUGCCACCAGCUGAAACAAAAGUUCACGAGAAUAUUCGGGCCAAGUUGGGAGAAAACGAGAGAGAAGCAACCAACCAUCGGGCACGCAAACUUACCCAGUACUUCAACGGCGGACCAUGACUAGAUUCUUCUUCUCCCCAUCCGAUUAUCCUUACCGAAUGAUAAGCGGGCUCGUCCGACUCAUCCCGCUCCCCGAACGGGGAGUGUCUGUAGACUCCCGACUCGUACGAGAAGAAAUCUUGGUAAACCCUGAACGUGGCUGAAACGAUCAAGGAUAUCUACAGAGUUCUCGUUUGAGAUCGCCGCGUUUCUUACCCUGGACGGGUCCGGAAGUCAGGAUCUCCUGCAUGAUGUCGGUCUCGUUGCCCAAACGGUACGCGGGUCCGACUUUGUACAACUCCGUGCGUAACGGAUUAGACGGAACCAUACAGCCGGCGGUCUUCAGAUCGGUCCUCUUUCGGAGUUUGCACUGUUCGCUCGUUCCUGUCCACGGGUAGCACUGUUCCUCGACCAACCUGAAAGAAACGCGCAGCUGUAAACGCUCCGAACAAAUACGACGGCGUUCGAAUCUAUA